Messenger RNA from Physeter macrocephalus (sperm whale), 2500 nucleotides. It is a transcript of the gene DOLK, whose product is annotated as dolichol kinase. Gene Ontology annotation, molecular function: dolichol kinase activity. Gene Ontology annotation, biological process: dolichyl monophosphate biosynthetic process. The transcript has 3 exons. NCBI's taxonomy places the organism in Eukaryota, Metazoa, Chordata, Mammalia, Artiodactyla, Physeteridae. Bases 303 to 1571 code for a protein of 422 amino acids. Gene Ontology annotation, cellular component: endoplasmic reticulum membrane. The record is from RefSeq and is a predicted model, not a curated record.
GCCAACAUGGCGAUUCCCAGAGAGGUGAGGAACUCCGGGCGAGGGCGGCCGAGGCCGUGAGGGAGGCGGCCGAGGGGCGACGUCUACGCCAUAGGUGUGAGGCGGUGGAGGGUAGCCCGACGCCAGCUCCCAGGCGUCAGAGAGUGGCCUACAGUGGAGCUUCCCUUCUUGCAGCUGGAGAACGGAGAGAGAAGGUGCUGGCUGGGUGAAGCUACCGCUCUCUGCCUGGCGGGGAUUAAAGGGCCCAGAGUCCAGGGCGUUCCUAGUCACCCCAGUUCCCCCGGAGUCUCAGGUCUAAAGACAUGACCCGAGAGUGCGCUUCCCCGGCCCCUGGGCCUGGGGCUCCGCUGAGCGGUUCGGUGCUGGCAGAGGCGGCAGUGGUGUUCGUAGUGGUGCUGAGCAUCCACGCAGCCGUGUGGGAUCGAUACUCGUGGUGCGCCGUGGCCCUCGCGGUGCAGGCCUUCUACGUCCAAUACAAGUGGGACCGGCUGCUACAGCAGGCAAGCGCUGUCUUCCAGUUUCGAAUGUCCGCAAACAGUGGCCUGCUGCCCGCCUCGGUGGUCAUGCCUUUGCUCGGGCUGGUUAUGAAGGAGCGCUGCCAGGCUGCGGGGAACCCAUACUUCGAGCGGUUUGGAAUUGUGGUGGCGGCCACUGGCAUGGCAGUGGCCCUCUUCUCAUCAGUACUGGCACUGGGCAUCACUCGCCCAGUGCCCACCAACACCUGUGUCAUCUCGGGCUUGGCUGGAGGUGUCAUCAUGUAUAUCAUGAAGCACUCGCUGAGUGUAGGCGAGGUGAUCGAGGUCCUGGAGGUCCUGCUGAUCUUCGUCUACCUCAACAUGAUCCUGCUGUAUCUGCUGCCCCGCUGCUUCACCCCUGGAGAGGCUCUGCUGGUAUUGGGUGGCCUCAGCUUCAUGCUCAACCAGCUCAUCAAGCGCUCUCUGACUGUGGUGGAAAGCCAGGGGGACCCCUUGGACUUCUUCCUGCUGGUAGUGGUGGUAGGGAUGGUGCUCAUGGGCAUCUUCUUCAGCACCCUCUUUGUUUUCAUGGACUCAGGCACCUGGGCCUCUUCCAUCUUCUUCCACCUCAUGACCUGUGUACUGGGCCUUGGCGUGGUCCUGCCCUGGCUGCACCGGCUCAUCCGCAGGAACCCCCUGCUGUGGCUUUUUCAAUUCCUCUUCCAGACAGAGACCCGAGUCUACCUCCUAGCCUACUGGUCUCUGCUGGCCACCUUAGCCUGCCUGGUGGUGCUAUACCAGAAUGCCAAGCGGUCAUCUUCCGAGUCCAAGAAGCACCAGGCCCCCACCAUUGCUCGGAAGUAUUUCCACUUCAUUGUGGUAGCCACCUACAUCCCAGGUAUCAUCUUGGACCGGCCACUGCUCUACGUGGCUGCCACCAUAUGUCUGGCGGUCUUCAUCUUCCUAGAGUAUGUGCGCUACUUCCGCAUCAAGCCCCUGGGCCACACUCUGCGAAGCCUCCUGUCCCUCUUCCUAGAUGAACGAGACAGUGGACCGCUCAUCCUGACCCACAUCUACCUGCUCCUAGGAAAGGAGAACUGGGAGCAUAGAGGUUAGAAGCAUCGGCUCUGGAUCCGGCUGACCUCGCCAAACACCUGAACAGCUGUGGGACUUGGGCAGGUCACUUAACCUUCCCAUGUGUCAGCUCCUUCAUCUGUAAACGGCACCUACCUGAAAGGGCCAGGUAACUCAAGCCGCCGUCCUUAACCAGCGAGAGCACCUCCAGCCACCAGAUGGUCCACUGUAAGCCACCAGUGGUCUAAGACUUGGAAGUUGGGUGUGAAGCAGGAAACGGACCCAGCGUCCACAUUGUAAACAUCCCCUGCGUGGUGCUGGGGCCCAGGCAGGAUGGAGAACCGCUGAACAGAGGACCUUAGUCUGUACGAACAAGAGGGUGCCGGUCUCGCCUCAUCCCUUCCUGGAGAACUGUGUGCUUUCUGAGCACCAAAGUUUACGUCAGACUUUGACAAUCCAGACAGUGUCCAGAUGAAGGUGUCCUGAUGGUGGGGGCCCCAAAACGUUUGGAGGAGUAAUGGCUGAAGGAGCUGGGGGUGCUGGACUGAGCAGAGAAGGCUCAGGGAGAGGACGGUCAUCCCUUCAGGAGACUGUCCUCAGGCUGGAUGGUGGGGAGGAGGGGGCCCCACAAGGAGAAUGCCUUGAGCUCGUGUCAGGAAAGGAAGAGCUGCCUGUAGGGGUGGUGAGCCCUCUGUCACUGGAGGUAUUUGAGAGAAGUGGAUCAUCACCCAUGAGGGAGGCUGGAAAGGGUAUCUGUGCAUCCAGGGGGUUUAUAAUCAGAUCAGCAGUUUCUAUGCUGAAUCAGUCCUUCAGGGAAGUUGGUAAAAUACAGAUUCCCAGGCCCUUGCCACCCUCCCGACUCAAGAUCUCAGGGGAUGGGGCCCAGGAAUCUGUAUUUUUAAGCAGCAAGGAGUCGCUGCCAGGUUUGGGAACCAGUAGGUCAAGGGCUCCAGGACACCCCCCUCCACCCC